GGGGCGAUGUUAACCUUCAUCAUCAGCCAGAACAUUGCUUGCAAAAUUUGAAAUCUGGCCCUUCAAGCUGCUAAGUCCUUCGUUCAGUUUCAUCCAAGACAUUUUUCUUGUUUGACAAAUAGGUUCUUGGAGGUAUAAGAAAUGGGAUUACUGAAUUACCAUUGUUUAUUUACAAAAAAAAUUGGAUUUUCAAAGAAAAUCCACCUGCCAACACAACUUUAUUUACACUUUUGACUUUUGACAGUUUUGACUAGCAGUUUUCAGUUCUGACUGUUUCGACAUAUUUGAUGUUUCGUGACAAUUAGUUGAAAAUAGUUCAAAUGUCUCCUGAUUCUGAUCUUAAUUUCCAUUUCGAGGUUAUUUCAUAUUUGUUUUGUUUUUGAAAUGAAUUUCAAUGUAGUUUUCAGUAAUAAAUUGCUGAUAAUAUCUUCAGCGGCUGCAUUAUUAGGACCGUAUUACGCGUGGAAAUAUUUCAUCUCGGUCUAUAAAUCUUUGAGACGCCAAUACGAUGAGGAGGUCAUUUUUCAUGCAAGACAUGACUGUGUGGUAAUGUACACCGGAUCAAAAGGCAUGAGCGGUUGGCCCCCAUAUAAAGGAAGAAUAGUGCCUGACAUCACCAACGAGAACUGUUUAGAUGUGUUGUAUGAACCAAUGAUUUACUUCAUCAAUACUGCAGAAAAGAGUUUAGAUGUUGCUUGUAUGAUGAUAGGGAUCAACAAGAUAUUUGAAGCACUUAUAGUAGCUAGUAAGAAAGGUGUUAAAGUUCGAAUGUUGCUGAAUAGGGAGCACGUAAACAAUACUCAUAUGUUGUCAAAUGUUAGAGAAUGUAUAAGACAAGGAAUAGAAGUCCAGAUGUACAUAUCACACAUACCAGAGAUGUCCAGUAUCAUGCAUUACAAAUUCAUUGUAAAAGACCAUUCAGAAAGUGGUGGAUACUCUAGUGGAUACCUAUUCACAGGAUCAAUGAACAUAAAUAGGUCAGCAGUUAUGGAGAACUAUGAGGAUAUUGUUUUUAGUUCAGAUCAGUAUGUUGUAAAAGCCUUCCAUGAGAACUUUGAGAAGUGUUUCAGAUAUAUUAAAAUGGAAAAUGAAAGCCUGAAUCAGCAGUGGCUAUUGGAUAAACAGGACCUCAUUAGAGAAAGACAACAUGACUUAGCGAUCUUACAGGAAGAUGAAUAUCAGAAAAUUUUUAUUUUUUUCUCUAGUGUAAUUCAGACAUUGGGUGAACAACUUAAACUUAGACAACAAGUUAUAGCUACAGCAACAGUAUAUUUCAAACGAUUUUAUGCAAGAAAUUCCUUGAAAUGUAUAGACCCCCUUCUACUAGCACCCACUUGCAUCUUUCUUGCCUCUAAAGUUGAAGAAUUUGGUGUUAUAUCAAACUCUAGGCUGAUCACAACAUGUCAGACAGUCAUCAAGAACAAGUUUGGGUAUGCUUAUUCACAAGAGUUCCCUUAUAGAACAAACCAUAUUUUAGAAUGUGAAUUCUACCUCUUAGAGAAUUUAGACUGCUGUCUCAUUGUAUACCAGCCAUAUAGGCCUCUUCUACAAUUAAUUCAGGACAUAGGACAUGAAGAACAGCUGCUCACACUGGCUUGGAGAAUUGUGAAUGACUCACUGAGAACUGAUGUUUCCUUACUGUAUCCACCAUAUCAGAUUGCCAUAGGAUGUCUCCAAAUUGCUUGUGUAAUUUUACAAAAAGACCAUAAGGCAUGGUUUGCAGAAUUGAAUGUAGACAUAGAGAAGAUUCAAGAAAUUGCUAGGUAUAUUAUAAAUUUGUUUGAGUUAUGGAAGACUUAUGAUGAGAAGAAAGAAAUUCAAGGAUUGUUAGGUAAAAUGCCCAAACCAAAACCUGCACCUCAAAGAUGAAGGAAUCCUAUUUUAUUGAGUCAUUUGAGUAUUCACAUAUUCUUGUUCUCUAUAGAACUUUGCUGAGUAAGAUAUCUAUUCAUAAUCCACUUGCAACCUCUAAGCAAAUAUCCAUAAUUUCAACUUUCAUGAACAAAUUACAACCUGCUAAACAUUUCUGUAGGUACAUACCUAUUUAUGAGGAGUUCAAUUGAAUUUUAUAGAAUAAUAAUAAAUUCCUAUGUGUUAACUGAUUAUUUUAUAUAAUUUGAAACAUUUUGGAUUGAGUAUAGUUUGUUAUUCUGUAUCAAAAUAUUUUACUAGUGCCUAGUUUUAUGAAAACAUAUUUGAAAUAUUCUCACAAUAAGAAUCCUAUUGAAAUACAAACAUCAGUCUACUACUUAUGCAUUGUUUUCCUCUGUAGCUAACAAUUUCAUGAACACAAUAUCAUGUUUUGUAUAAUUCAUCAAAAUAUAGAAAGAGAAAAUGUAUGAGCAUGAAAAAGCUAUUUGGCUUUUGAUGGUAAUAAAUUGUGUCUCCUCAUAUUGUUGAGAACACCAUCCAAAGAAGCUGUUUUCUUUUUGGCACUUCCUUUAAGAGUUUCUUCUCCUUUAUUUCGGUUGAUUUUCAACUUUGGAGAUGUAACUUCAUCCAUAAAAUCAAAAUCAGAUUGUUCUUCAGGUCUGAAAACAAAAUGAGUAUAAACACAGUAUAGGAUAAUAUACUGUGAUGUAAUUACAGGUGAAAAGUAUACCCACUGUUUUGGAUAAUCUUCUUGGCCUUCUUGUUCAUCGAAUUCUGGUGACGGAGAUCUGUAUCCAGGACACUUCCAAUGUAGCUCUUGCAUUUUUCCGUUUUGAAGCAUUGUAUACAAGCGGUCUAUUUCUUCCACACCUGGCUCCCAUGGCCCUUUGCAAUCUUUGAAUUCCUCAUCUGAACACUCUAUAUCCCAAUCAUCGUAAUUUUCACCCAUAAUUCAGGAAAUCAGAAAUCAAAUUUCCUUUCAUAAAUGUAAACAUAAACAAGAGAAAUGUCAAAUAUUGACGUGUCUAAGUAUCGUGGCCAGGACUUUUUAGCCACUU
Phaedon cochleariae (mustard beetle) is the source of this 2930-nucleotide messenger RNA. The record is from the annotation of a GenBank genome assembly. Lineage: Eukaryota; Metazoa; Arthropoda; Insecta; Coleoptera; Chrysomelidae.